GACCUGCGGGAGAUCAUGUGAUUUGCCGAAGUGACAAGAAAACAAGGUGGUUGUUUACAUUUUUUCAUUCGUGAAAAAUAAGUAUUUCCCGGCUUUUCUUAGUGGAGUUUAAGUGAAAGAACAGAAGAGAAAAUGGUAUCUGAAGUAGUCAGCAAAGAGGCACUCAAUGUUCAGCAGGAGGAGCCUGCAGAGGAGCCCCUAAGUCCAGAGGAGGAGAGACAGAGGAACAGAGAUACUUCUGUUGCUCUCUUGACCUUAUUCUUCUUCAGUGUCCUCAUGUUUACCCUGCCUUUUGGUGUUUUCUAUGGCAUGAGGGAUUUGCUGGAGACACGAUUUCACAUAGAGGGAUUUGAAAAUACCUGCUGGUCAGUUCUGGCGGCUGUAAUUACAGUCAACACCAUUAUCAUUGCGUUUGUCUAUGUGGCGUACAGGGACACAACAAAGGAAAUCUCACGACUGGCUACAGUGCCAAAGGACAAGAAGAAAAUGCCCAAAGAACGAAGGGAGGACAAGAAGAGAAAGUAGCACAUGACGUACAGAAUUUUAUUCCAUCUAAUUUGUAAAUCCAUCUAGUUGAAUUAAAUUUCUACAACCACAGAA
Molecule: messenger RNA, 600 nt
Organism: Phlebotomus papatasi
Lineage: Eukaryota; Metazoa; Arthropoda; Insecta; Diptera; Psychodidae
Product: vacuolar ATPase assembly integral membrane protein VMA21
Exons: 2
Coding region: 133-525 (130 amino acids)
Biological process (GO): vacuolar proton-transporting V-type ATPase complex assembly
Cellular component (GO): endoplasmic reticulum membrane
Source: RefSeq, a predicted model, not a curated record